UGCUGUACCGAGCGUGAAGGCGCUUCUCCCGGGGAACCGUGCUGAUCCGGCCGCUACCGAACCAGCACCAUGGGCAAACUACAGGAAUUCAACAUCACAUUCAGCCAUAAUAAAGUGGUUUACAGUCCAGGAGAGACUAUUUCGGGGACGAUCCAGAUCCUCACCGGACACUCGCUGCAGUACAAGGCCAUCAAGGUCACUUGUGUGGGCUCUUGUGGCAUCUCCAACAAGAUCAAUGACAUGUCGUGGGUGGCGGAGGAGCAGUACGUCAGCAGCAUGCUCUCAGUCGCUGACAAAGGUACUUUACCACCCGGCGAGCACAACUUCCCUUUUCAGUUUCUCAUCCCAGCUCAUGCUCCCACCUCUUUCGAGGGUCCGUUCGGGAAGGUGAUGUACAGAAUCAGGGCUGUAAUAGACACACCGCGCUUCUCUAAGGACUACAAGGCCCAGAGACCCUUCUACCUACUCAAUUCCCUGAACCUCAACGAAGUGCUUGACAUAGAGCAACCCAGUUGUGCUAUGAUGACUAAGAAGUUCACCUACUUCCUAGUGAAGACGGGGACCCUGAUGCUUAAGGCCUGCAGUGAUCUGAGAGGGUACACGCCUGGCCAAAUCAUCAAUCUGACCACCCAGAUCCACAACAAAUCCGGAAAAGACACGGGCUAUGUGCUAGCCAGUCUCAUACAGAAAGUGACCUAUAAGAUGAAGCGGCCGCUGUUUGAUCUGCGGACCAUAGCGGAAGUGGAGGGGGCGGGCGUCAAAGGGGGUAAACAUGCCGAAUGGAGGGAACAGAUCAUCGUACCGGCCCUGCCUCAGUCUUCACUAACUGGCUGCAGCCUUAUAGACAUUGAAUACUUUAUCCAGGUUUCACUAAAAUCUCCAGAGACGGCCGUAACUCUGCCCAUCUACAUCGGAAACAUUGCUGUCAACCUGACUCCCUCCAGGCCUCCCCCUGUCCCGAGUCCUCUUCAGCCUCUGCCCGUCAUGCCCAGCCUUAGCCCUGGACCGGUGCUCCCGAGUGCGCCGCCGGCUGAGGAUGACCAAGAAGAUUUUCAGGGUGCGAGUGGACUAGACAGCGAGGAGAUUCCCACCAAGAGUCACUCUCAGCAGGACCCCACAUGCCAGGCCGUGCCCAUGUCCCCCGGGGCAUUCAGUCACGCGCCGGCUCAGGCUGUCCCUCAGAGUCAGCCCGGCCAGUCGGGCGAGAGCUCCGCGCCUCUCUUCUGCGUCUCGACGGGGGCCACCAUUCCCUAUUUCACCGAUGGUAAUGCAACGCCUGUGCCCACCACCUGCCCUCUCAUUCUGCCUCCGGAAUACAGUAACAGCGAGUACCCACCUGAACCCCCUCCAACUUACGAGGAAAGCUGUAGCAGUAACAACUCCAGCAUCAACACCAGCAUGACAUAGAAGACGACCUUGAAAAAUGUCCCUGUCUAUCUGCAGCCUCCUCUGCUGGACACUCCAGGCGUUGCCUCACAUCCAAAUACGACCAAAACUAUUUGUAGAGAUCUUUCCAUUUUCCUUUGGAUUUAAACUAUAUUAAACUUGAUCUUUUUUGCUUCUUGGUGAGCUAUAAAACACUGGACUUGCACAGAGAAUGAGUUUAUCAGUGCCUCGUUAUGGUAGCACUCCUGAACUACUGUGGGUUGAAGAAAUCUUCUGAGAGGAAAAGCAGCUGAGAUGCUGUGAGAUGAAAGUUUCACAAGUUUUCACAGGAAGUUUCAGUAGCCAAGGCUGGUCUUCUGGGUCAGCAUUUCCUAAGAGACGUCCUAAAAGAAACGGCCUUUUUAAGAACGUAUUGUUGGCGAUUUUGCCCGCUAUACAUUGUAGCUUGUUGUUAUUGGAUGGCAAAAAGUACUCAUCGCUCUUCAGAUGGAUGAAGAAGCAAGAUGGUUGCAUUUCCGCCUUGGGUAUUGAGUGCUUGAAUGGUACCCUAUAUGGCCAAAAGUAUGAGGACACCAUUUCUAAUUAGUCUUUUUUUCUUUUAGCUUGACUGUGCACAAAAAGACUUCCAUAAAGACAUGGAAUGACUUUUGACUUUGGUUUGGAAGAACUCCAAUGGCCUGGGCUGUCCUGAUUUGAAUCCCUUUGAACACUAUUGGGAUAAAUGUGACACAGACACAUUUGAAAUUCCUUCCUUUAAAAGUUUAACAUCAAAUAGAGGGCCAGCUCCACGCUCAUGGUUUUGGAAGAAAAGGACGUCAAACAAGAUACGAGAUGUCCACAUACUUUUGGCCACAAAUCAGAAUACAAAUAGAACUUAUUCCUUUUUAAAUAUAUCCAGUCACUGUCAUCAUAAGCUUCCGGGACAAGAAUUGAGUUGCAUUCACCACCUUAUUACACACCUUAUUCUAAUGUUUGUAGUUUUGCACAUUUUGCUAAAUGUAGCCUAAAAGUGGGAAGUCAGUUGUCGUACCUUAUAACACAGUUGCGUAAAAUGGUUCGAAAGAGGAAAAUCACUGUGGCAAAAUCAUUUCUCGCAGUCUUGGCAGCUCUCUCAGCAUGCACAACACCCACAGUGGCUGAGAAGGGUCGCAAGCUAGCACACGCUGGACUUGUCACAAACCAGUGGUGGAUUCUCAACACCGCUCAUUUAGGGACAUGAUCAGGCUGUAGUAAGGAGGCAGGCUGUUGUAACAGGGAGGUUAGUCCAGCCUUUCCUUUCUCAGAUACGGUCAACUGUGUCUGCAGAGCACCUGCACCACCAAGACUUCAACUCUGCCUCUUCAUACUCUCAUGGUGAUGGGCUAGCACAUUAAAACACCCAUGUAGGAAUCACUGCAAGAUGCCAGAGCAAAGUUAACCCAAAGAGAGCUUUGCACAAAAUACUUGCACACAAAACAAGCUGCCUAAAUAGAAAUGAAUAGAAAUCAGCACCUCUAUGGAAAAUUUAGAUCGAUUACAUGUUCCUUUGGUGCUCUUUGUCCAAGCGGAAAGUGACAAUAAUCGAAUCUCACUCUUGCUAGAGCAGAGUUUCUCAGAAGACCUCAUAGUGUCUUCUGCUUUACAUCAACGUGUCUGUCGAGAAAUUCCAAUUCAUACCACGCUGCUUGUGCUUCUUGUCCGAGCAGAAACAAACCUUGUCUUUCAUACGUUCCAAGAUGCCAAAGGGUCGAAUCGGAAUCAUGCUGGAGAGGAGUUUCCUUUCCUUGCUUUCUUUUCCUUUGUUAACUGGAAAAGUGUCAUGAAGUCUGAUGAGUUCUGGUCUUGCCUCUACGCUAAUGACACAAAGUGACAGGUUCACUAUUGUUCUGGGGUUGAUCACAUGUUGCUGCUGUUCUUCUUGUCCAAGCAGGAAGAAACAUAGGGUCUGUCUGAAAACCUAGUGAGCUGCCUACUACCUAUCUGUGCAGCUGCUUAAGUAGAGAGGAUUCUAAUAAGGCAGAUUAUUUUAGACACACUAAUUAGACAGAGAUUACAUCACUGCAGUUUCAACUUCCUAAGCUAACGGAGUUUAAACCAAUGGGCUGAGGUGGCACAACCCGCUAGCAUGCCAGCUAACAUCUCCCUCCGUGUCCCGAAAACUAUUAAAUUGUCACUGACAAGACUGAAUUUGCAAAUAAAUAACACUUUUAUAAUAACACCUUUAUAUUAAUUAAACAUCA
Trichomycterus rosablanca is the source of this 3605-nucleotide messenger RNA. RefSeq names its product arrestin domain containing 1b (gene arrdc1b). The transcript has 8 exons. Gene Ontology annotation, molecular function: ubiquitin-like ligase-substrate adaptor activity; ubiquitin protein ligase binding. Bases 70 to 1407 code for a protein of 445 amino acids. Gene Ontology annotation, biological process: protein transport. The record is from RefSeq and is a predicted model, not a curated record. NCBI's taxonomy places the organism in Eukaryota, Metazoa, Chordata, Actinopteri, Siluriformes, Trichomycteridae. Gene Ontology annotation, cellular component: cytoplasm.